Messenger RNA from Xiphias gladius (swordfish), 588 nucleotides. RefSeq names its product lymphocyte antigen 6 family member D (gene ly6d). The coding region runs from base 9 to 251 and encodes 80 amino acids. The transcript has 3 exons. The record is from RefSeq and is a predicted model, not a curated record. NCBI's taxonomy places the organism in Eukaryota, Metazoa, Chordata, Actinopteri, Istiophoriformes, Xiphiidae.
UUGACAGCAUGAAGGUCCUGCUUCUUCUGCUGCUGCUCCUGCUGCUGUGUAGCACUCAGGUGCUUACACUCAGCUGCUACACCUGUAAAGAUGAGAAUGACAAAAUCUGCAAGACAGAGAAAAGUUGCCAUCCCGGAGCUCACUACUGCAAAACCUUUGUCAGAGGUGACGACAUUUCUCGAACAUGUGAGGAAUUUUGUGCUGAAGACAUUUUCACAACCUGCUGCCAAACUGACUUGUGCUCGGCCUGAGGCAUCUCUCUGCAUGCCCUUUCACUUCCUGAUUAAAUGCAGUACUACGGACAAAUUAACUUCAUAAAUCUGAAUAUGGUGAAAGAGGAUUUGUUAGUUUAUCAAACUUUAAUUUGACAAUCCUGUACUUGAUUUGUCUUGCUUUUAUCUGAAGAUACUGAUUGAAGUCUAUGACGUCUGACUUGGCAUUUGACUUCAUUGUUUCGCCUCAUUGAUCAUCCCACGGCCUUCUGAAACUGCGCAACACUUGGUCCUCACAGACAUGAUUUUUCUUUAAUGAACCAGUGUACACACAUACGUACACACACACACAUACACGCAUGCACACACACACACA